Molecule: messenger RNA, 345 nt
Organism: Colletotrichum spaethianum
Lineage: Eukaryota; Fungi; Ascomycota; Sordariomycetes; Glomerellales; Glomerellaceae
Product: 50S ribosomal protein L36
Exons: 2
Coding region: 1-345 (114 amino acids)
Biological process (GO): ribosome biogenesis; translation
Cellular component (GO): ribosome; mitochondrial large ribosomal subunit
Molecular function (GO): structural constituent of ribosome
Source: RefSeq, a predicted model, not a curated record
AUGGCCUCCCUCGCCGCCUCUCUCCGGUCCUUGACCCUCACCACCGCGCGCGCGACGAUCCCUCGCGUCGGCACGACAGCUACGGCCACGCGCGCCCUGUCGACAGCGAUCCUGACCAAGAAGCCGGCGCAAAAGACUGAGUCGGUGCUCGUGGCGUUCGGCCAGAAGACCGCGGCCGUCGGCAACGCGGUGGUGCAGCAGACGAGGGGGAUGAAGGUGCACAGCUCCGUCAAGAAGAGGUGUGAGCACUGCAAGAUCGUCCGUCGCAAGGCGGGUAAGAGGCACAACGGAUACCUGUACGUCAUUUGCAAGGCAAACCCCAGACACAAGCAGCGCCAGUCUUAG